This is a messenger RNA of Strongyloides ratti, 1011 nucleotides long. Its product is annotated as Trafficking protein particle complex subunit 12. The record is from RefSeq and is a predicted model, not a curated record. Gene Ontology annotation, molecular function: protein binding. Gene Ontology annotation, cellular component: Golgi apparatus; TRAPP complex. NCBI's taxonomy places the organism in Eukaryota, Metazoa, Nematoda, Chromadorea, Rhabditida, Strongyloididae. The coding region runs from base 1 to 1011 and encodes 336 amino acids. The transcript has 3 exons.
AUGGCAGAUAUUAAACAACUUUUCGAAAAAAGACAUUUAUAUGUGUGGGUUAAUUCAAAUAAAAUUGGCAUAUUAAAUGCUUCCACUAAUCCUAAUCCACCAUUAAAUUCUAAUAUUUCAUUUUUAUUUUCUAAAAACAUUCAUAUUUUACCUGAUACAAUUAAGGAUGUCGCCUGUAGUUUAUUAAAUAAAACUUUAUCACGUCCUGUUGUAUCAGAGGAUAUUAAUGGUAUAAAUGAACUUAUUAAAACAAAUCAUUUUCGGUCUGCUGCUAAUUUAUGCCAAAAAUUAAUCGUAAAUAUAUUAUGUCAUGCUGAAUAUUUAAAAUAUUCUUUAAAUCCCUGGGAUUGUAUUCCAAGAAUCAAUCAAUUGGAGAAUAAUGUUAAAAAAGUUAUAAAAUUUUUAAAAAAUAAUAAUGAAGCAGAAAAUUUUAUAGAUGAUUGGAAUAAACGUUUAUUAAGUGUAGAAUUGAUGAAAGCUCGUACAUUAUAUUUUUUAAAACAAACACGUUUAUCUUUUGAAGUUUACAAUGGUCUUCUUUUAAGUACAAAAGAAGAAAAUUUAAAAAAACAAAUAUUACAAAUGCUAACACGACUAGCAAUAGUAAUUGGAGAUGAAAAAACUAUGGAAAAAUAUAUUAAGGAAUUGAAUCCUCAAAGUGGAGCAACACAAUAUUAUCUUCAUAAAUGUUUAAGGGCAAUUUUUAAUGGUAAUUAUUCAUAUGCUCAAGAACAAUUACAAAAUAUUUCAAGAACAAAUGACACAGAUCCAACUGUUAUAAAUAAUUUAGCUGUUUCUUUAUUAUAUAACGGAAAUCCUACAGAAAGUAUAGAAACUAUUAAAAAAUAUAAGGAGAUUCCAACUGAAGUAAUGUUUGCAAAUAUUCAUACAUUGUCAGAGUUAGUAUUGUCAAAUUGUGAAGAUGAAAAACAGUUUCUAUUUUCAAAAUGGGCAGAUAAAUUACCUGAUGGAUAUAAUGUACAAGAAAUGAAACUUUUACAACCAAAAUAA